This is a messenger RNA of Gamsiella multidivaricata, 573 nucleotides long. RefSeq lists its product as uncharacterized. Gene Ontology annotation, cellular component: U1 snRNP; U4/U6 x U5 tri-snRNP complex; U4 snRNP. The coding region runs from base 115 to 387 and encodes 90 amino acids. NCBI's taxonomy places the organism in Eukaryota, Fungi, Mortierellomycota, Mortierellomycetes, Mortierellales, Mortierellaceae. Gene Ontology annotation, biological process: mRNA splicing, via spliceosome; spliceosomal snRNP assembly. The transcript has 5 exons. The record is from RefSeq and is a predicted model, not a curated record. Gene Ontology annotation, molecular function: RNA binding.
AUUGGUCACCUACUCCCUCUUUCAAGUCCACUACCAAGCAUCCAUACUCAAGGCGUCGCUCUCUGUCAACACUUUCUUGAACAACACAUAUACUCACAGAGAAAUACUGCCAAGAUGUCGUCUAAAGUCCAACGCAUUAUGGUUCAGCCCAUCAACCUGAUCUUCAGGUAUCUGCAGCAGAGAUCAACUGUGCAGAUUUGGUUGUAUGAGCAGUUGGAUACUCGCAUCGAAGGACAGAUUAUUGGAUUCGACGAAUUCAUGAACUUGGUCUUGGAUAACGCUGUCGAGGUCAACAUCAAGAAGAGCACGAGAAAGGAAGUCGGCCGCAUCUUGCUCAAGGGAGAUAAUAUCACACUAAUCCAGUCUGUAUCGGCACCGGCGUCGUAAACUAAAUACAUGCAGAUCGUCAAAUGGAUCAUGGAAAAUGAUAAGGAUAUCCACGAAGGGGAAGACACUGCUGGAAGUGAGGCUGCCUUUUUUUAUAUACGCAGCAAAGUUGCAUUAUCAGGCAGAAUACAAUAAAACAAGACGACCAUCGCGAUUCUCAGUGCUUUUGAUGCUCUUAUUUUUAUU